Candidula unifasciata is the source of this 432-nucleotide messenger RNA. Lineage: Eukaryota; Metazoa; Mollusca; Gastropoda; Stylommatophora; Geomitridae. The record is from the annotation of a GenBank genome assembly.
AUGCCUAGAAGAUCAGGACGAUCCGGCGGUAUGGGCAGGGCCCCACAGCCAGCCAGAACUUAUUCAGCUCCUGUCCCAGCUCCUGCUCCCCAGAUGGCGCCAGCACCCAUGAUGGCACAGCCCAAGCAGCCUGGUCUGUUUGCCCAGAUGGCAACAACAGCUGCCGGUGUGGCUGUGGGGUCAGCUGUGGGCCACACGGUGGGUGCUGCUCUCACAGGCUCCAUGGGAGGCGGCAACCAUGUAGAGGCCGCUCCCACUGCGGCCCCUGCACCAGUACCUGUACAGCAGCAGCGGUAUGACCCCGGCACCAACCCGUGCCAGCACCAGCUUCAGCAGUUCCUGGAGUGUACGCAAACCCAGACUGACAUCAGUCUCUGUGCUGGUUUCAACGAGGCUCUCAAGGAGUGCAAGCUUCGAUUUGGACUCCAGUGA